GUUUUGGCACGGGGCCGCUGGGAGAUGUAGUCAUUGUUGCACAGAGCAUGCUGGGAUAUGUAGUUGUAUUCUGUCAAACGGCACACAUUAUGCAGUAUUCACCUUAUUCUCCGCGUACGAGCGGGCGCAGCCAUUUGAAUCUUUUUGGCUCGAGACUUCCGGUCUCAUUCACCUCCAUUCAUUUCUAGAUGUUUAUAACAGCCGGUUCUGCUGCUUGUUGUAGUAAACUGAUAUUUUCCUACAUUAUUAUUGUAUUUUGUCUGUAUAGUCGUGGACGCACUUGUUUGUAGAGCAAGUAGAUUGACCGUUUUCUGUCGUUUAUUAUCCUGUGUCAUUUCUCCCAUAGGCAGCAGAAUCAGAAGUUCUGAAAUAAUCACAAAAACAGCGCAGCUCAGCACUGAAGAAUGAGCUCAAUAUGGCAGGCGUAUAGCAAAAACCGCCCGAUUGUGGACCUCUGGCCAAAUGAAUGUGGAGUUCAUUACUGUGGUGGGAUUACUGGAGCUCAGCACCUUCAAAGGGAAGAUCAGCCCAAAACAACAUUCACUCUACAUUCACUCGUCCUCUGGGGCGUUUAUGAGCUCCUUACUUCUGUCGAACACAAGAUAUUCUGAAGAAAAUAAAGUGUUUAGAUGUCAGUAUCAGUGUGUUAGUCUUCAGGAUAUCUAUAAUCAAGAGGCUCCAGAACAUCCACAGUGGGAGAUAUAACCCUGAUAUGAAGUCUGCAGGUUGUCUCUUCCCCUAAAUGCAUCAAAGAUACUUCAGUCGUCUCCUCAUACUUCAGCUUCUCAUCAAAUCUUCUGACCAAUCAAAUGCUCUCUAGUGUCUGACAUGUCCCGCCCCCUGCUUCUCAUUUGAGGUGAUUGCGCACGACCACUCUCACCUGCAGAGCUGUAAUUAGCAUAAAUAAUUAUGCCCCGCCCUCUCUCCAUGUUUCAGUUGAGAUUACGUCAAACGUCCAAUAAGAAAUGAGCUUCAGAUAUUUUAAAAUCAGUGUCAGUAUAUUGCGCACGCUCAUGAAAUCACUGAGGAGAUGUAGACCCCGAACACACACACACACACACACACACGCACACACACACACACACACACAGACACACACUCACACAGCACUCUCCUGAACACACAGCACUGACACCCAAGAGAACUUGAAUUGUGUGUGUGCGUGUGUGUGUGUGUGUGUGUGUGUGUGUGUGUGUGUGUGAGAGAGAGAGAGAGAGAGAGAGAGAGAAGGUGUAUGUGUGUCAGUGACCCUCACAUGACGAGUGGAUUAUGAGUUUAGGAUAAUAGAAUAAUUACACACACACACACACAGGCAGAGGUGAAGAGUGUGUGUCUGCAGACGGACGGAGAGAAACACGAUGCCGGAGUUUGAUGUGAUUGUUCUGGGAACCGGACUAAAGGAGUGUGUUCUGUCGGGUCUGAUGUCGGCCAAUGGGAAGAAGGUUCUUCAUCUGGACUCAAACCCGUACUAUGGAGGGGAGAGCGCAUCCAUAUCACCACUGGAGGAGCUCUACAGCAGGUUUCAUGUUCCUGCUCCUGAUAAGCUGAUGGGCCGUGGAAAGGAUUGGAACGUGGACCUCAUUCCCAAAUUCCUCCUCGCCAACGGUCAGCUAGUGAAGAUGCUGCUGUACAGUGAGGUCACUCGUUAUCUGGACUUUAAAGUGGUCGAGGGAAACUUCGUCUACAAGGGCGGGAAAAUCCACAAAGUGCCGAUCACUGAGGCGGAGACACAGGCCUCAGAUCUGAUGGGGAUGUUCGACAAGCGACGGUUCCGCAAGUUUCUGAGUUUCGUGCUGAACUUCGAUGAGAGCGACCCGCGGACACAUCAUGACAUGGACCCGCGCCGCACCAGCAUGCGGGAGGUGUUCCGACACUUUGACCUAGGGGACGAUGUAGUGGAGUUCACUGGACACGCCCUAGCGCUGCACGCUACUGACGAGUAUCUGGACCAGCCGUGUCUUUUGACCAUCAACCGGAUCAAGCUGUACUCAGAGUCUCUGGCCCGCUACAACCUCAGCCCGUACCUGUACCCGCUGUUUGGCCUCGGAGAGUUGCCGCAGGGGUUCGUCAGGCUCAGCGCUGUCUACGGGAACAGCUUCCUGCUGAACAGACGGGUGGAGGAGGUGGUGCUGGAGGGCGGGCGGGUGUCAGCGGUGCGGUCGGAGGGAGAGGUCUUCCGCUGUAAGCAGCUCAUCGCUGAGCCCAGUUAUCUGCCGGAGCGGGUGAAGAAGGUGGGCCGGGUGGUGCGGGUGCUGUGCCUGCUCAACCACCCCAUCAAAAACACCCACGAGGCCAACUCCUGCCAGAUCAUCAUCCCGCAGGCGCAGCUCAACCGCAAGUCAGAUGUGUACGUGUGUCUGGUGUCCUACACUCAUAAUGUGGCGUCUGAAGGGAAGUACAUCGCCUGUGUCAGCACUAUGGUGGAGACCAGUAACCCGGAGAAGGAGGUGCAGGCGGGGCUGGCGCUGCUGGAGCCCAUCCUGGAGAAGUUCGUGUCGGUCAGUAACCUUAUGGUCCCGACGGACGACGGCCGCAGGAGUCAGAUCUUCAUCUCGCGCUCGUACGAUCCCUCCACGCACUUCCAGACGGACACCGAGGACAUCAUGGACCUGUACCGCCGCAUCACAGGGUCAGAGUUCAGCUGCCGGGACCCGCGGGACGCAGACGCGGACUCCGAUGAGUGACGCUAAUGCCAAACAACCUGCACAACCCAGAUCAGAUCAAAUCAGUCAGCACAGGGAUGAGGGGUGAUCAUUUGUGGGUCAGGGGUCAGUGUUUCUGUGCACUGCUGACCCCGAGUUCUGCAUCAGUCCACACCGGCGGACGCUCCCGACUCAUUAAUCUCACUCGUCCCUCACUAGAACACCAUCUUCGUCUUCAUCCUCAGGAUCACUCAUGUCUACAGUACCCAAGUGUUCACACCGCCGCCAGCGAGAGCCCAAAAUUAGCCGAACGUCUUGAAAAGACCGUUUCUGUAAUGUAGUGCACAAAUUACCGUUAGCGAAGACUGAGACGUCUAACGUCUCCUGUGAACCGCGUGUUGAACUCAGGUUCUGUCCACACGAUCACGGCUGUUUCAACACCACACUCUUUUCUACACGGUUUCGCUGUUCGUCCACAGUAAACGCAGUAUCUGGUGACUGAAAUCCAAACGUUCUGACAACUCCGGCCAGGGUGAAGAGUUUCUGUAACUCCGGGUACAGCAGAAGAGGGUAGUAAUAAAUUACAUUUACUUUGUUUAGGGGUCUUUCACCUUUAUUAUGACAGGACAGUAGAGAACUCAGACAGGAAAGCAUUGGGAGCAGUGAGGGGGAAGGAUCGACAAAGGACCUCGAGCCGGGAAUCAAACUCGGGUCGUCGUGAGCAUGUUGGUGCUAUAUGUCAGCGCGCAGUACCACUAGGCUACUGGCACAGUAGACUUCAUUUAAAGAUGUGUACUCUUACUCCAGUAACUUCGCUACAUCUGGCGGCGUUCCUCCGUUACUGUCAAACGGUGAUAAAUAGGAUUCAUAUGACUUGUUUGGGGCGUCACAGUGGCGCAGUGGGUAGCAUGAUUGCAUGUUCUUCCUGUGUUGACGUGAGUUUCCUCCAGGAAACCGCUUUGUAGGUAUCCGCUGUGUAAAACAUAUGCUGGAAUAGUUACCGAUUCAUUCCGCUGUGGCGACCUCUGAUUAUUAAAGGGAAUGACAGAAAUGAAUGUCUAUUUGACCACCCCUACAACGGUCCAUUGUGAAUGCAUAAUCCGCCGGCAGAUUUAGAGCGCGGUAAGAGUUCACAACACUGAUUUCUCAUUAAACAGGUGUGUGUUUCUACACAAAGCCUAAAAGAAACGUCAAAUGAAUGCGUCGUUUGAACAGUUUGACCUGAAGUAAGCUGAAAAUAGCUCAUCAGGAAUACACUGAAUAGCCUAUCCCACACAACACACGACAACGUAAAUAUACUCUAUUAAUAAAUUAGAUGUAGUUUAAGUUAAUACAUCGAGUUUAUUCACUGAAGCAUUUAUUACACAAACUAACAUCAUCGAACAUUGAGCCCCCACCCCCCGCCGCCCCUCGAUCAACAAUGUAUAAUUCACACACUGCAUAUCACCCCGUUGGCAUGCAUCACAGCGCAUCUCAUGUGGACAGAGGUGUUGUUAACAUGGAAAGGGAGAACUCAAAUACCAGUGUGUGUGUGUGUGUGUGUGUGGACACGGUCUCAGACUCGCUCUUUAACAUGAACACAAACGGCGCUCUACACACGCGCUUCAGUCGGUUAUUUCUCCAGAAUAAAUCAAACCUGUUGGACGGUCAGAGCGAAGGCUGCUCUCGCCGGUGGCGGUGUGAACACACACACACACACACCUUUACCUGUUCAAUAAUUGAUACAGUUUGUUUGCUACACAACUCACACUGUGAUUGUUGGUCAGCUGUAUUAAAGCUAUAGCUAUAAUGAUCAGAGCUGUGACCCAGAACACUCCACAUGUAGAGCACACACACACACACACACACACACACAGAGUUUAGUGUUUAGAUGAAUAGUCCAUGACUGCACUGAUCGUCCUGUGGGGAUGUGGGAAUGAUUAUAACUCAUGCUAAUAUUAAUAAAAGCUCAGUGAGACGCC
Molecule: messenger RNA, 4603 nt
Organism: Danio aesculapii
Lineage: Eukaryota; Metazoa; Chordata; Actinopteri; Cypriniformes; Danionidae
Exons: 11
Coding region: 1359-2684 (441 amino acids)
Biological process (GO): vesicle-mediated transport; small GTPase-mediated signal transduction; protein transport
Cellular component (GO): cytoplasm
Molecular function (GO): Rab GDP-dissociation inhibitor activity
Source: RefSeq, a predicted model, not a curated record